AUGGCAAACAUAGAUUACUAUAAGAUAUUAGGAGUGUUGAGGAAUGCGAGUCAGUUGGACAUCAAGAAGGCGUACCACCGAUUGGCCCUUCGCUACCAUCCGGACAAAAACAGGUCCAAAAAUACUGGCCAUAAGUUUCUACAGAUUCGUGAGGCGUAUGAAGUGCUCAGCGAUACUGAGAGACGUAAGAUGUAUGACAUCUCACACCCGAAGCAAACAAAUAAUCCAAAGACUUCGCCAAAGGCUAAGACUAAGACCAAAACCUCCGCAAAGAGUAGCGGUGCGAAGCCGACCGCAACCGCCACUAAUAAAUGCAUAGAACACACGGUGUAUGUGUCGCUCCGGGAUGUGCUUCUGGGCUGUACUAAGCGUAUGAAAGUGACCCGAAAAGUGUGGUCUUCGCCCCGAGAGUACACAACUGAAUCGGAAAUACUGUCCGUCAAAGUGAGGCCGGGCUCGCAGUCGGGCACUCGUAUUGUGUUUGUUGGCCGCGCGGAGAAGCCGUACGAUUCGGUUGCCGGCGAUAUAGUGUUUGUGCUGAAAGACAAGCCCGACGACCGGUUCCAACGCCACGGCAAUGAUGUCAUAUACAACGCGCAAAUGAAUUGUACUCAUAAUUGUACACAAAGUACACAAAUUCACAUGCAAUGGGAUGGAAAUCAAUGGUACACUUACAACACGUAUUGUCACGUCAACCACUCCAUCGCUGUUCCCCUUUUGACCGGCGGGACACUGGAUGUGGUGUUGGACUCGAAUCAGUGGAACUAUUUGUAUUGUUAUCGUGUGUUAGAUAUAGUUAAAGUUGGUUUAGGACUUCCCGACCAAAAUAAUGGACAAAUAAAAGGCAAUCUUAUCAUUAAAUGUGUACUCAAGUGA
This is a messenger RNA of Medioppia subpectinata, 876 nucleotides long. The record is from the annotation of a GenBank genome assembly. NCBI's taxonomy places the organism in Eukaryota, Metazoa, Arthropoda, Arachnida, Sarcoptiformes, Oppiidae.